CGUACGGCCCCGCCCCUCAGUCCUCCGAGAGCCAAUCGCAGCUCGGGGGCGGGGCCUGGGGCUAUAUAAGGGAGCUCAGUGGGCUCCUCCGUCUUUCCGGGUCGGCUACGGAGUCUGAAGCCGCCGCAGGAUCCGGAGCUGUCGUAUCUCCUCCCUUUCUCCGUCCGUUGCAACCAAUAAAGGCCAAGGCCGUUGGUACCGUUUUAGGCUUCUGCGUGGAGUUCGGGCGACAUUGCAGCAUUUCUGGAUGGCGGCGCUGCGACGAACCCUCCAGGUGGCCACCCGGGCUGCGGGCACACGCCGCGCCUUGGCGGGCUCCCUGGCCGGUAGCUGCCUGGCGGACCGCUGCCUCUGGGAUAAGCUCCACGCCCAGCCCCGGCCGGGCCGAGCCCCCACCUUCGACUGGUUCUUUGGGUUUGAGGAAGCCCAGGGCCUCCUCCUGCCGCUGCUGCAGGGAGCCCAGGCUGCCCGUCCACUGCGGGUGCUAGACGUGGGCUGUGGGACCUCCAGCCUGAGUGUAGGCCUGUACGCCAAGUGCCCACACCCAGUGGACGUGCUGGGGGUGGACUUCUCUCCCGUGGCCGUGGCCCACAUGAACAACAUCCUGGAAGGUGGCCAAGGCCAGACACCCCUGUGCCCUGGGCACCCUGCCUCCCGCCUCCGCUUUAUGCAGGCUGAUGCCCAGAACCUGGAGCCAGUGGCUUCCGGCUCCUUCCAGCUAGUGCUGGACAAGGGCACCUGGGAUGCUGUUGCCCGAGGUGGUCUGCCUGGGGCUUACCAGCUGCUGUCCGAAUGCCUGAGGGUCCUCAGCCCCCAGGGGACCCUGAUUCAGUUCUCAGAUGAGGACCCUGAUGUGCGGCUUCCCUGCCUGGAGCAGGGAUCCCCAGGGUGGAGUGUGACUGUGCAGGAGAUGGGCCCUUUCAGGGGCAUCACCUACUUUGCUUACCUGGUUCAAGGCUCUCAUUAAAGACAUAGACUUGACCCUAGGGUUCUUGUUGGGUGAGGAGAGAUGGAGAGAGCUUUGCCUUUGCAAGAUGGCUAGAGAAUAAGGAUUUUAGUCCUGGCUUCCAUGGUUACUAACUAGGUGCACAAGCAUUGACUGCCCGUUUACUCACCGGCAGGGUAGGAAUAAUACCUGGAUUUAUGGGUAUUGCAUACAUUGACAGCUAAAACAUUUAUUAGAAGCAGUCCCAUAGAGAAGAUAUAAGUGGAUUAUUCCCCACCCAAAUCCCAGCAUCGACUGAUAUGUGACCCAGUGGCCUAACCUCUAAGCUCAUUUUUCUCACCUGUAAAAGGGAAAGAUUGUGAGGACGGGCAGAGGGGCUCCCUAGACAAACCUAGGUGAAAUGUUGAGAGAACAAACAGUACCCUCAGCUCCUGGGCGGCCGGAAAUGGCAGUAUUCCAUUAGGUGGCUUCUGCAGACCCCAGAGAGGACUGGGAUUGGGAGCUUCCUGAUACACUGUCCUCCGGAACCCAGCAGGCAUCUUGCUCUACCUGUUCCUGCCCCGAGCUGAGUUCUGGAUUAAAGGUUCUCACGAGAGAUCUGGGGUCCAGUGGGCUAAAUGUCCAGUCUGGGUUGGGGGAGGGGAGUUAAGAGCCCAUUAGCAGUGAGAAAUGUUCCUGAUACAUUGACCUUUACUAAAAUGAACUUGUGUUGCCCUGGCUGGUUUGGCUCAAUGGAUAGAGCGUUGGCCUGCGGACUGAAAGGUCCCACAUUCGAUUCCCGCCAAGGGCACAUGCCUGGGUUGCGGGCUUGAUCCCCAGUAGGGGGCGUGCAGGAGGCAGUCACUCAAUGAUUCUUAAUGAUGUUUCUAUC
Molecule: messenger RNA, 1817 nt
Organism: Myotis lucifugus (little brown bat)
Lineage: Eukaryota; Metazoa; Chordata; Mammalia; Chiroptera; Vespertilionidae
Gene: CSKMT
Product: citrate synthase lysine methyltransferase
Exons: 4
Coding region: 248-967 (239 amino acids)
Molecular function (GO): S-adenosylmethionine-dependent methyltransferase activity
Source: RefSeq, a predicted model, not a curated record